This is a messenger RNA of Armigeres subalbatus, 2185 nucleotides long. RefSeq lists its product as uncharacterized. The record is from RefSeq and is a predicted model, not a curated record. NCBI's taxonomy places the organism in Eukaryota, Metazoa, Arthropoda, Insecta, Diptera, Culicidae. Gene Ontology annotation, biological process: triglyceride biosynthetic process. The transcript has 5 exons. Gene Ontology annotation, cellular component: plasma membrane. The coding region runs from base 114 to 2081 and encodes 655 amino acids.
UCUCAAACUCAUUUACACGACGAAGCUUCACUGAUAACUUAUUUUCCAUCUAUAUUACAAUAAAAAAAAGUCCUUGUGCUCCGAUUUAAACCUGCCAGAAUUUUGCCUAUCCAAUGAUGGCAAACGAAAACCGCACUACCAUCACCUGGUUCCAGUGGGCCUCGGAACAGAGCUCUUUUUGGGAAGUGGUAUCGCGAGGAAGCAAUCUCAGCAAUCCUAUCGGUCCACUAGCGAUGCUGAAGGAAGACAACGGUGUGGCCGCAGGAAGUGAAUUGGUAUCUGUUGGAACUACGCUCUCUUCGGCUCAGCUGGGAUUAUUAACCGGAGUGUUGGUGAUACUUUUCCUUCGCCACAAGUGCAAUCGGCUGAAGGAUGAACUUAGCAUCUACAAACGCAUCGAAACUCUUACCAUGAUCGACGUUCGCCAUUUUCUAUUUAUUUUGAUCACAUUUCUAGAGUUUGUUGUUUUAUCGCCUAUUCUGUUCUCCAUUUUUUAUGGUUUUAAGUGCUAUCGAACGAUAGUAGCACGUGUUCUAAAACGACGUUACGGAUCACACUUCAAGGGACUCCUAGACGGAGCCGACGUAGUGUGGGCUAUCGAGCGAGACAACUCACGUGGCAUGAUAAACAUUAUGGCGUAUAUUGAAGAACCCGUCCACAUGCUUGCUACUAAGGAGUACUCCACUAGUGCAGAACUGCUCCUGGUGCUACGGAAACGUAUCUCAUCAAGGCUGAUGCGAUCGUAUCAGGCCCAUCCGAAAAUGUUCUGGAAGCGACACCUGGAACUUGGUUACUACUGGUGGAGUGACCUUUCAGAGUUGACCAUUGAGGAUUACAUUCGCUAUUUGGAAUAUAUUCCACUUCGGGAGAACGAGCAGCAUAUUGACGAAAGGAAGCUUCGCGCAGUGAUGAGUGAUAUCAAUAACCGACAUCUGCCUGAUGGGCACAGUUCUUCAUGGGAAAUAUUGGUCGGCAGGCAACCACUAUUGGACGAAAAACGUGGCAUAUUGAGAUAUCCGAUCAUUUUCCGCGUACAUCACUCUCUCGGAGAUGGUGUCGCUCUGCUUCGAUUACUACUGGAAGGAAUCGUCGAUAAGGAAAUGCCAUCCCGUUGGAAGCGUAUCUCCAGCUUCAAAAUGAUGAACAUCGAGCAUAUUCUGCACGAAAAAUCACUUUGCCACAUUCCACAGAAAAGUAUACUUACAAAAUUGAUGCAGAAAUGUCCCUCGCCGCGGGAAAUCUAUGAAUGGAAGCAGAAACACCUUCGACUUCUAUGGACGAUUUUCAAUGCUCCAGCUUUCUUCCAUGAGGUGGCUAAACGCCAAAUCGACGAUAAUUGUAUCCAUGCAAGUUAUCUCUCCAAUCGGAAGGUUGUCAGUUGGAUCCACGAGGAAGAAUCAAGCGACUCGCGAUGGAUAGAAGUCAUCAAACGGACAAAACAGCAAGUCCCCGGAGCUAGGUUUUCCGACGCAUUCCUCACAGCCCUUUCCAGCAGUCUACAAAAAUAUUUUGAGCGAAAAUCCAAAAGGAUUCCGGACAAUAUUACCGUUGUUUUACCAACACGAAUAGAAAGAGAAUCUGCUCAACUGAAGCUUCACAAUAAGUUCUCGGUAGCACUUCAAACUCUACCGAUUGCUGCUGGUGUAAAUCUCAAUGAAUCAAACCGGUAUCAUAAUCUUCUUAACCGCUUGAGUGAAGUGAAGCAGCAUUCAGAUAUUCUUCGUUCUUCGCCCGAUUAUUUAAUCAACUACUGGAUCAUGUCGACGGUGGCGUGCGUUUUCCCGGAUCCGGUUCUCCGUAAGAUUCUGACGAGCGCACACAGCACCCUGGCGAUUUCAAAUCUUCCGGGACCGCAGCAGAAGCCCCGCAUCAACGGUUACGAGCUGAAAAACCUCAGCUUUUGGAUUCCGAACAUUGGACAAACGGCUGUCGGACUGACGCUGCUAACUUACGGCGGCCGGGUGCAGCUGGGAAUCCUUGCCGAUCGGGCAGCGAUCGACAACGAGGACGAUGCCCAUUCGAUUCUGGCGGAAACGAUUGCCGAGAUCGAACGGAUGGAAGCGGUGCUGGAUGAGGCUUAACUUGAUGUGGUAUUGAAAAUUGACUAAACGGAAUCAUAAGACUGUGUAGAAUGUUCGAAAAAAAAACAAAAUAAAACAAUGCAUUUGCUUUUGGUUAAAUUCAA